Clonostachys rhizophaga is the source of this 4854-nucleotide messenger RNA. The record is from the annotation of a GenBank genome assembly. Lineage: Eukaryota; Fungi; Ascomycota; Sordariomycetes; Hypocreales; Bionectriaceae.
AUGGCUCUCCUCAAGCAGACGUGGACCCUGAUGGGCAAGAACUGGAGGUCCAUUCUCCUGCGCCAUCCAACCAUCACAGUCUUCAUGGCCCUGAUUGUUCCCGUCUUCCUCGGCGCCUUCUUCAGCUUCGCAAGGAAUCUCUUUGUCCCCCCAGCCGAUUUUGGUAUCGCCACGCCCAGUGCCAUUCGAUCCCUGGGCGACGCCUACGAAGUUGGCAAGAGUACUGGCAGAGACAAGGUUCUUUUAGUCAACAAUGGCUUUACUGGCGGCGAUAUCGAGCGAGUCUUUGAUCAGCUGGCUACGGCAACCACAAAUGCCAACUCUGACAUACAAGUCAUCCGCAUCGAUAGUGAAAGUGAUAUCCCUAGGCACUGCCGUAGCACCCUGCGCGGCGUUACGACCUGCUUCAAUGCCGUGGUGAUGAGGUCCUCACCAAACGAGGGGAGCGGUGGCCUUUGGAACUACACCAUCCGGACCGACGCCGACUUCACACGCAGCUCCGUCAGGUUCAGCGUGAAGAACACCAAGAACCCUUCCCAGGUCUAUAUGAUUCCUACGCAGCGCGCUGUCGAUCAGAUCAUUGCUAAGCUCCAAACCCCCGAAGCCGAUCCGUUGGCCAACACCAAAGAACUUGCAUUUACCAGCUUGACCGAACCAGAGCGGCAGCAAUACAUCCGGGAGAUCUACUGCCAGGCUAUCAUUAACUUCAUGGGUGUCACUUUUAUCGCCACCAUCCUCUGGGUUACAUACCACUUGACGGGGUUCAUUGCCACUGAGCGAGAGAACGGCAUAGCAAAUUUGAUCGAUGCCAUGAUGCCCGUGAAAUAUCCAUGGAUGUCACAGGCCGCUCGUAUCAUCUCACACCACCUAUCCUUCAGCAUCGUUUAUAUUCCGGCCUGGGUCAUCUCCGCCGCUAUCCUGCGAGCUGGUGUUUUCACACACACAAAUCCGGGCGUGUUGAUCAUCUUCAAUAUCCUGGCUGGAUUGGCCCUGUCUUCAUUUUCGAUCCUCUUCGCUUCUCUGUUCAAGAAGGCCCAACUGAGUGGCAUCACUGCCAUUCUAGCCACGCUUCUUCUUGGUAUUCUGGCUCAAUCCAUCACGGCGCCUCGCACAGGAGUAGUGGCCGCUCUCUCGGUGCUGUUUACUCCUUGCAGUUAUGUUUACUUCAUUACUUUGAUGGCUCGCUUUGAGAAGGAACAAUUGCCCACCAACCUGACCGCAACCCCUCCAAACAGCCCCUGGAACCUUCCUGGUAUUGUCCUCUGGGUUUUUGUCAUCAUUCAAAUUUUCGCCUACCCCUUGAUUGGCGCCAUCAUUGAGAACAGUCUUUAUGGAACCUCUACCAAGGGCAGGAAGAUCCAAUUCCCAGAAGCUGGGGGAGCAGCUUUGGGUGAAAAUGCCGUUGAGUUGAGCGGAUUCACCAAAAUCUAUAACCCGAACAUCUUCUCACGAAUCUUUGCCAAGAAAUCUAAACCUGCCAAGCCUGUUAUUGCUGUAGACGAUCUCAGUUUCAAUGCUCGGAAGGGUCAGAUCGUCGCCCUGCUUGGUGCUAACGGCUCAGGAAAGAGCACCACCCUCAACAGCAUUGCUGGCCUUAGUAAAUUAACUAGCGGUUCUAUUGCCAUUGAUGGCACAGGGGGGCUUGGUAUCGCGCCCCAGAAGAAUGUGCUUUGGGAUGAUCUGACAGUCGAAGAACAUCUCAGAAUAUUCAACCGCCUGAAGUCGCCUAAUGCUCUGGCCACGCCCCAGGAAAUAACUCAGCUCAUUGACGCAAUUGACCUGACUAAGAAGCGUAAAGCCCUGUCAAAGACACUUUCAGGAGGGCAGAAGCGGAAAUUGCAGCUGGGUAUGAUGCUAACUGGUGGCAGUGCCGUGUGCUGUGUCGACGAAGUCAGCAGCGGUAUUGACCCCUUGUCGCGUCGGAAGCUAUGGGACAUUCUCCUUGCAGAACGCGGAAAGCGAACUCUGAUUCUCACCACCCACUUUCUGGAUGAGGCCGAUCUGCUUGCUGAUCAUAUCGUCAUUCUGUCCAAGGGAACUCUUCGUGCUGAGGGCUCUUCAGUUGAACUCAAGGACAAACUCGGUGGGGGGUACAAGGUUCAUAUCCCGAAAUCUACUGGUAUGAAGUAUACGCCAGACAUCGAAGGCGUCACCAAGAAGGAAACACUUGACCUCGUCACCUACAAGUCACCCUCCUCCAGCCUCUCCGCAAAGGUCAUCAAGACUCUUGAGGAAGAAGGUAUUCCUGGCUAUCGCUUCUCUGGUCCCACAAUUGAAGACGUAUUCCUGCAAGUGGCUGAAGAGAUCAAAGAUGAGGAAGCUUUCCGCAACUCGGAAAACACCACAGAGUUACAUGAAAAGCAUUCUGGAGAUGAAAGCCCGAAGAAGAGCGGCCUAAAGCUGCUGGAUGGCCAGAAAGUUGGAUAUGUGAAACAGGCCCAGAUCCUUUUCAUGAAGCGUCUGACUAUUCUCAAGAGAAACUAUCUUCCAUAUUUUAUCGCUUUUUGGCUACCCAUUCUAGCGGCUGGCCUCACGUCGCUCUACGUCAAACGCCAGACCACCCCUGGCUGCUCACCAUCCUCCCAAGUAUCGACCUCUACGACGCAAGACGCGUUUUCUCAAGUCAGUAGCAGCGGCAAUAUCUCAUUUUUCGCCGGACCUCGCGCCAGCUUGUCGCAAGCAACGAUGCUUGAGCUCUUGCGACCCAUUUUCGGCGGUGGGGGCAAGGGAGUCUCCAGGGGUCAAGCCGCCCUCAGUAACCUGCAAUUGGUUGAUACUUUUGACGAGUUCCAAAAUAUCCUAAACGACAAAAGGAAGAAUCUAACCACUGGGUUCUGGCUUGGAGACGACUCUAAUCCACCUACGAUUGCUUACGUGGCCAAUCUUUUCGUGACCAGUCCCAUCACUGCUCAACAAUUUUUGGAUACUCUUCUCACCAACACCACGAUUCAGACCACCUGGUCUCCUUUCCAGGUUCCUUUCGACCCUCAAACUGGCGAUUCGUUGAAUUUGGUGAUCUAUAUGGGUCUUGCUUUAUCCUGCUAUCCUGCGUUCUUCGCCCUCUAUCCCAGCAACGAGCGCCGAAGGUUUGUAAGAAGUCUACAGUACUCCAAUGGUGUCCGCCCGUUCCCACUCUGGAUUGCAUAUCUCCUGUUCGACUUCACCAUCGCGCUUGUCAGUGCCGCUGUUGUUACUGGAAUCUGGAGCGGUCUGUCUUCAGUAUGGUUCCACAUCGAAUACGUCUUCGUCGUUCUGUUCCUCUACGGUCUUGCCUCGAUUUUGAUGGCUUACGUUGUCUCCCUCUUCACAAAAACGCAGCUGGCCACAUAUGCCUGGGCGGCCGCAAUCCAAGCUGUCCUGUUCUUGGCCUACCUCAUUGCCUACAUGUGUGUCAUCACAUAUGUCCCCGCAUCCAAGAUCGACAGGACUUUGCGCAUCGUGCACUUCGUCAUCUCGGCAGUCGGCCCAGUGGGCUCAGCUACAAGGGCUCUCUUCCUGACUGUCAACCUCUUCUCCACAGCGUGCAAUGGGGACGACUUGUCCACGAAUCCGGGCGGCAUCCUCCAGUUUGGAGGGCCUAUCCUAUACCUUGUGGUGCAAUGCUUCCUUCUUUUCGGCUUCCUUCUUUGGUACGAUGGUGGAUCGUCCGGCUCCUCACUAUUCAGCAUCUUCCAAAAGAAGAAGGAUGCCCCUGCCGAGCAUGAGAUCUCAGAUGAGGAGAUUGCCGGCGAGCUUACCCGAGUCACGAGCUCGGGUACCAACGAGGACGGGCUUCGUGUUCUGAAUCUCACCAAGUCUUUCGGGAAGAACACUGCGGUCGACAACGUCACGUUUGGUGUCAAGCGCGGCGAAGUUUUUGCCUUGCUCGGCCCUAACGGCGCGGGUAAAUCCACAACCAUCAGCAUGAUCCGUGGCGAUAUCAAGCCAAGCCACCAUGGCGGAGAUGUCUUUGUUGAGAAUAAGUCGGUCACCCGAGAGUUGGCCGCAGCGAGAGCCAAUCUCGGUGUCUGCCCCCAAUUCGACGCCUUGGAUCAAAUGACCGUCCGGGAACACCUUGAAUUUUAUGCCAAGGUCCGCGGCAUUCCAGACGUCAAUCACAACGUUACAGCCAUCAUCCAAGCCGUCGGUCUCAGCUUAUACUCAAACCGAAUGGCCAAUGCUCUGUCCGGAGGCAAUAAGCGAAAACUAAGCCUGGGCAUCGCUCUCAUGGGCAACCCUGGCGUUGUCCUGCUCGAUGAGCCCUCAUCGGGACUCGACGCCGCCUCGAAGCGAGUCAUGUGGAAGACCCUUGCCGCCACAGUCCCCGGGCGCUCCAUCCUGCUCACCACCCACAGCAUGGAGGAGGCCGACGCACUCGCGGGCAGGGCCGGCAUCAUGGCCCGCCGGAUGCUGGCGCUAGGCACGCCGGAUGAUCUGCGCCACCGCUUCGGCGACGCCCUCCACGUCCAUCUCGUGUCCGCCACGGCCCCACGGACGACCGAGCAGGAGAUGGCCAAGAUCCUCGCCUGGAUCCAGGAGACCCUCCCGUCGGCCGACGUCGAGGACAAGACCUACCACGGCCAGCUGCGCUUCUCGAUCCGCGCGAGCGACUUUUUGGCCAGCACCCGGGGCAAGACCGCGGCCGAGAUCACCACCGCCCAGGAGCAGGAUCUCAGCCAGAGCGCCAUCGGCAACCUCAUGAUCCUGUUCGAGGAGAACCGAUCAGCCCUCAACAUCAGCCAUUACAGCGUCAGCCCCACUACCCUAGACCAGGUCUUCCUGACCGUCGUCGGCCAGCACAACGUCAAGGAAGAGGGCUACGAGGAGCAAGAAAAGGUGCCCUUCUGGAAGAAGAUGCUAUGUUUAAGACCCUAG